AUCUUCCACCGCCGAACCGAAACGAGACCGCGCGAGUUAAACACCCUAUCCUACUUCCCCGUGGAAGUUGCCGCUGCCACCCGCCGAAGUACCAGCCACGAAGAAGUAUCAUUCGCCUUCUGGUCCCGUGCUUCAUCGCUGACAGCCAACGAAACCGGUGGAAUUUACAAUUUUCCAUCGUCGCGCCAACUGCAACCUCCCUCGUCUAAGAAGCGUUACCGAAGAAACAAUUGAUUAAUCGUCAGCCACGAAGAGGUGUCUCUCGAAAUCUGGUCCUGUGCCUCAUCGCUGAUAGGCAACAGAACCGAAGAAAUUUAUAGUUUUCCCCUGUCACGUCAUUAUGUCUUGAAAAAUGUUAAGAAAGUGUCAUGCUGUUGAGAAAAGGAUUGAAUUAUUAUCGAGACAGCGGAAAUGAUCGUCGGCGAAUACAUGGAACGUAUCUGGCGAGACUAAAGAUCUCGAACUGAUUUUAAAUUCGUGACUAUUAUUGUUCGAAGAAACGUGUUGUGUAGUGACUGAUUUGAUGAUUCCUAUGUAUAAUAAUGGAUGCCUGAAUCUUUCGUAAAGUCUUCGGAAAGUGGAUCCCCGAAUCUUUUGUCGUUUGAAAUAAAACCUGGUGUAUGGGAGUUAGAAUUCUCCGGAAGAAUAAUGUGCGAACGUGAGGUUUGUGCCGCGGUUUGGCUCGGAGGAUCCCGGGUGCAGAGUUAACACCUGUUAGAUGGUCGGGCAGAAGUGCUGAUGUGACACGAACGUGGAGUAAUUUCGAUCGACCGCGGAACACUGGAAGCCAGAUUUCAGAGUGAGUGUAUUAUCGUGAAUCGUUGUUAUUCAUUUAUGAACGCGAGUAGCAGAAGAGAUAGUCAAGGUUGGUUUCACUUCCGUCGAAUCACGUAGUGGGGUGCAUUUCGAUCAAAGAAACGAAGAAACGAGGGACGACGUCGAUUUCAAUAAAACGAAUUUUCCCCGCGAGUUGGCAAUCGAGACGAGAGGAAGAAUUUGCAAACGGAUGCUCUUGCCUCGGCCCUGUCGCGGGAUAAUGAAAUAAGGAUCAAAGGAUCCUGGGCCACGCGGCACCGACCAAGUUGUGCGCGUGCCACCGAAGGAACCGGAAAUUUAUCUUUAAUCAGCUGCUACCGAAAUAAUGACCAUCAUCGAUCUACUCUAUUAGUUCAAUCUUAAUAAAGAACUUAAUUAUCACUGGAUACAUUGCGUGCACACUUUGAUUAUAAAAGACAAAAAUAGAAAAGAUAAAAGGCUUGGCUACGUGUCAAAAUAAAGAAGAAAAGAGAUGCUGCUUUAUUAGUUGAAUUUUACCACGGAACUUAAUUAUCAUUGGAUAUCGUUAGUCGUUGGAUACAUUUUCGACGAUAACAAAUAAAAAUAAAGAAGAUAAACCGUCGAAUUUUUGAUAGAGCGUGCGAUGGAUCGGAGUUAAUAAAGGAAAAGCUGGCCGAUCGAGUAGAAAAAAAUUGAGUCGAAUUCAUCGAGGUUUGUCGGCGAGGAGGAUCUUUCCGGAAAAGAGUCCAAUGAGCCUGUUCUCAUGACGAAUCCUUUACGAGAUGCACGCCCCGAGGAUCGGCCUCUAGGCUUAGAUUAUCCGGAUCCGAGAUUGGUUCGAAACGGUCAUCAGGACCAUCAAGGGAACUCGACGCAUCAGAUCGGUGGCGGGAGAAUUAGGAGAACCAGGACCUCGUCAUCGAGGAGAAGAAUGCACCUGGCCAACGAGGUCCCUCCACAAGGAUCCACUGGUGGAAAUAAUAUACCGGAUUAUGCACUCACCGCGGAUCUGCUCGCCGAGAGAACUUUGGAUGGCCUGUUUGCUGAACAUCCUGGAGAACUUGUGCGAACAGGCUCGCCACACGUGGUCUGUACGGUGCUACCGCAACAUUGGCGGUCAAACAAGACACUUCCGGUAGCGUUCAAGGUAGUAGCUCUGGGCGAGGUCGGUGAUGGGACUCUGGUGACAGUGCGUGCCGGAAAUGAUGAAAAUUGCUGCGCGGAAUUGCGAAAUUCCACGGCGGUUAUGAAGAACCAGGUGGCGAAAUUCAACGAUCUUAGGUUCGUCGGUAGAAGCGGAAGAGGGAAGAGCUUCACCUUGACGAUUAUGCUACAAACAUCGCCACCUCAAAUAGCCACUCUGUCGAAGGCGAUCAAGGUCACCGUCGAUGGACCAAGAGAACCCAGAUCAAAGACAAGACACCAGGCCUUUCAUCCCUUCCACUUCGGGCCCAGGCCGUUCCCUUUCGGCCACCCUCAGGAUCCUCUGGGAUUCAAGUUGUCCGGCUUGCAACACCUGGGUCUGGAGCAAGGAGCCAGCCAAGGGUGGGGUGGAUUACCUCGGGGCUCUCUUCCGCCGCACUGUCUUCCGCCGCCUCCCGGUCACCAUUCGCAUACACAUCCUCCGGCAGCUGGUGCGUCGGCCUUCAAUCCCUUCCACCACAGCAUCGAGCAAAGAUCUCCUAGACUUCCUGGACCUAACUCUGAACCGUCCAGGAAUGAUUUGGGUCCAAUCAGCGUAUCCGUCAGGGAGGUGACCCCGACCACGUCACCUGGUAAUCCUGGACCUGGAUUACUCACGACGGCUACUGUUGCGGCACCAACGCCUCCGGCGGAACCUACCACCACCACUACUACGCCUAGCCCCUCUGGACACCAUUCACAUUUUCAAGGUCUUCAUCUUCUGGGGGCCACUGGGUCUAUCUUCGGAUCGAUAUUCGCUCCGUUGCUGCCACAAUCCUCUUGGCUCUACAAUCCACUCUACCACACGCAGCAGUACGUCUUAGAGCCGGAAUGGCAUGCUCUAGCGUUAAGAAUGGCCCAGCAACGGCUCCAGAGACCUGACCAGGCGCGAGUGGAAGAAAUGAGGAAACUUCGUGGCAGCAGUAGCAGUCCAGAAUCCGCGUUGAAGGAAGAAAAACGUCGAGACGACGAUCAAGAUGUUCUUCGUAGAUCAGGUCUGGACAGUCCUGACGGAAGCAUAGAAGUGGACGAUAGGAACGAGAAUGAUGCAAACAGAGAUCGCGUGAGGAGCGACGAGUCUCUUCCGGAACAGGAUUCUCCAAGGAUCUCUCCCAUUAGAAGCGACCUGGAAGACACUACUGACGUCACAUUUCAAGAUGCCUCCGUUCACCUAAGACCUAGUAUAGAAAAUUCGAACGAUCAAGAGAUCACGAACGAUGAGAUUCCUCGCAGAGAUCUGAAGAUCCGUCUGGAAGGCACUGUGGAUCUCAGUACAAAGAAAGGACAGGAUAAAGAGAACGUAGGACAAGAUCUUACCACCAGGAAGAAAGAAGACGAUACCGACGUGGAGAGGGAAGGCGUGCGAAGCAGAAGAGAGAGAAGCCCUAAGCCUAGACAAGUCUGGAGACCGUAUUAAACGAGGAUAUUCUUCAUUCGAUAGAUAAAUAUCGAAAUUUUACGUGAUGGUCUUGUUGUAAAUUUCAACCAGAUCUGCCUCGAUUAAUUUAGGGUCUGUUUUAAUAUUAGACAGUCGUACGGCCAGGUGAUUAUAAGAGAGAUUUGUAUCGAUGUAGAUGAGCCUGAACAAGGUUCGUGGAAAGCUCAGAGCCUGGUCCUGGAACCAGGAAUUAUCAUGGACUCGAGGACUAACCAGGGUUUACGUUCGUAUAGUAUGUAAAUAUAUAAGCGGCGUCCAAUUAUUAUUUAGGUUACUAUUUCGCGUACGUGUGAAACGCUACCCAUUGUCAUUUCGAGUGAGAUUAACCGAUUUUUUCGAACGAUCUUUAUCACACCAGUCCUGAUUUUCGUUUCAAUGGACACAAGGUUGAUAGAAUCUCGCGAAACUUCAACUCCGACGAGUUAGGUUAUUAUCAAGGUCUGUGUGUGAUAGGUAUCGUUCGAUUUUUUCUCGUCGCGGUAACUGUGAAUCCGUGACAUUGUAAAUAUCACUGACUUAAAGAGUCCAGGCCAGAGUCACGUGCCUCUAGGCUACCCCAUCUCCUUUUUGUUUUUUCGCCUCUUUUUAUGAGAGACAUUAAUCGACCGUCAGAAAGUGUACGUAACGAAGAUCAAGUACGAGUCGAUGUGACUGGCCUCGACGAUGAGUUUCUUUCACUGUUUAAGUACAUCAUCAAAUAAAGUAAUAUCAUCCGUUCCA
Messenger RNA from Bombus impatiens (common eastern bumble bee), 4117 nucleotides. RefSeq lists its product as uncharacterized. Lineage: Eukaryota; Metazoa; Arthropoda; Insecta; Hymenoptera; Apidae. The record is from RefSeq and is a predicted model, not a curated record. Gene Ontology annotation, cellular component: nucleus. Gene Ontology annotation, molecular function: ATP binding; DNA-binding transcription factor activity, RNA polymerase II-specific; RNA polymerase II cis-regulatory region sequence-specific DNA binding. The transcript is spliced from 7 exons. The coding region runs from base 1541 to 3376 and encodes 611 amino acids. Gene Ontology annotation, biological process: regulation of DNA-templated transcription.